Molecule: messenger RNA, 336 nt
Organism: Beauveria bassiana ARSEF 2860
Lineage: Eukaryota; Fungi; Ascomycota; Sordariomycetes; Hypocreales; Cordycipitaceae
Exons: 1
Coding region: 1-336 (111 amino acids)
Source: RefSeq, a predicted model, not a curated record
AUGCCUCACCGUUUGCCUGACCCUGCUUCGCUCGUUGCCGGCGUCAGCUCUUGCCCCGCCUUCUCUUUGAAGAUGGGCUCCUCACCCGUCAUGUCUGAUGUGUCCCAGGCUCUCGAGAUUGCUCGCGAGAGCCCUGCUGGCGCCUCUGAUCCCACCGUUAGCAAGAUUCUCGACCAAGCCAUCGCCAGCAUCUGGAACAAGAUUCAAGCCCAGCCUGACGACUAUGUCAUGACGCGUGAUGAGUUUUCCGUCUUCAACUACUUCCAGCAUCGAUUCAACGGAGACAAGACGGCUGUCGCUGCUCGCGCCCGUUACUGGAACAGCACCAAAGCCUAA